AUGUGGGCAAACGAUCACAACGAUCUAAUUGCAGUGAUGCUUCCCGCAGGAUUGUUUCUUGUCCAAACGACGCGUCAAGGGGUAUCGCCCUCCUCGUUGUUUGGCUUCGACGCAAAUGAGAAACUCAUCACUGGGCCCGUAUGCCUCAUUGACUUUCGCAACCUUUGCGCAAGAGCAGUAUGUCUUCCUACAAUGCUGCGACGAAAGGUAACUGAGGAACAGCAUGUGCAAUUCAGCACUUUUGAUGCACAGCCUCUGCUGCAGAUGAGGCAAUUGCUUGACGCUUGUCGAACAGGUACACAGGACCGUGGAUCCGUAGUGAGCCUCCAGCAAGCUGCCACUUUAGCUGCCAGCUUUAGCCACUCCACGCUUUGGAGACUCCUGGCUAAAGCUGCCCUGGAGCUUGAAGAGCUCGAAAUUGCGGAGGAGGCACUCGUGAGGUCUGUUACCAUGACACAGACCCAGCCUUUUUGUUUAGGAGGGCAGUGA
Eimeria necatrix is the source of this 489-nucleotide messenger RNA. RefSeq lists its product as hypothetical. Bases 1 to 489 code for a protein of 162 amino acids. The record is from RefSeq and is a predicted model, not a curated record. Lineage: Eukaryota; Apicomplexa; Conoidasida; Eucoccidiorida; Eimeriidae. The transcript has a single exon.